AAAUAUGAAUAAGGAUGACCAUAAGCAGGAAGCUUUAAAAGACAUGGAAAACUCCUAUCUAAAAAUGUUGAAUCAAGAGCUUGUAAGCGAAAACAGGCUAUUGGAAGAAAACUGUUCUUUACUCCGAGAAAAACUAGCAAGGUAUGAAAAUCCUGGUAAAAAAAAACAACAACAAUUCUACUUGUAAACAAGGUCAAAGUCCUUUCCUCGCUCCGAUUCCACCGUCAACAAUACAGACCACGGAUAAUCCAACAGUGCAGAAAUCUACCAACGUAGAUGGUAAUACAGAUGAAGCAGACUUAGUUCGUAUUACUAAAGCCAGAGAUCGCGACAACAGCCGCGACGUGACUGACAACACGGUAGGAAUAAGUCUGCAACCUAACACCCAUGUAUCUCUGGGAAUAGCCACGGAUAUCAUGCGGGUAGAAGAAGAAGUAGUGACAGAUGAAGUUUUUGACAAAACAAACGAUGGUGUGACAGAGACUAAACAUAACCAAAGUCAAAAAUAUGAAUGGAAGAAGGUGAUAUCCAAGAAAAAAAAGCAUCCCUCACGUAAGGAUACUAGGCCCUCUCCUAAACUGGGCAGAAGUAAUGACUGCACUCUAAAAGCCGCAAUUUCAUGUCCAUUGGAGUGGAUAUUUAUAUCCGGUCUCGAUCCAAAGACUGAAGCCAAGGAUGUCAGGGAGUAUUUAGAACAAUUAAAAAUUACCAAUGGAAUUCAAUGUUAUAAACUACGAACCAAAAAAGACAACCACUGUAGUUCUUUUAAGGUGGGCGUCCCUUCAAAUCACAAGGUCACCUUCAUGGAUGAUGAACUUUGGCCAAAUGGUGCUCUAAUAAACCAUUUUAUAAACCUGCAGCGCCCCACUCUACCAAAAUAGCUUUGAAUGGGGUUUAUGGAGACUCACCACUGGAAAGUCUGAAUGCAGGAGGUUUUUAAUAUAAUAUAUUACAGUCCAUUCUAUCAGAAGUUUGUCCAUAAAAUUUGGUACCUUCGAGCCCGAGAAGCAUAAAAUUGUGUCCGAUCGAACCCGAUGAUUGAGACAAUGGUCUAAUAGAUCCAGAUGGGUAUGAAGAUUAUUGGUUUUUGAAGAAUUUAUGAUUCAGCCAGAUUGGAUCCGCUCUGCCGAUUGAAUUAAAUGUGAGGUUUUUCCAUUUAUUAUCUUGAUUGUUCUUUGUUUAUCCUUCAUAUUUAUUUCCUUUCAACAAAGUGCCAAUAAAUUAUUAGAUUUUUGAGGAUUUUGGGGUUCAAUUAAAAAUUUUGAUUUUGCGCAUUGAAUAGUUGAUUUAUAACCUAUAAUUUUAUUUAGCUAAAAAAUAAUUACUUAUUAGAUUGAUUUGUACACCUUUGUGUGUAUGCAAAUAUGUAUUUGAGUGAUUUGGAGUAUUAGUUUGUGGAAUGCUAUACGAUUUCUGAUUAUUAUUAGUAGAUAUUGCUAUUAUUAUUGGAUUUAUUUAAAUAUAAAUGAUUAUAGGACCAUAGCCAAUAUUCGGCUAAGUUUGAUUAUUAGAUAAAAGACAGAUUUAGAUUUGACUUUUAUUACUUGAUUGCUUAACGUUGAUUUUUGAGUUCGUACAAUUAAAUAAUAUUAUUUGCUACGUAUUUUGAUUAAUAUAAAGCUAAAAAUGCCUAUGAAAGCUUCUGAUUUUCGUCAAUUAUAUCGCAAAAGAGAUAUAAUUGAACAAAGAUUAAACAAUUUUAUUAAAUUUAUAGAGUCGAUGACAAAUAUCGCGAUUAAUGAUUUAAGCGAAGACCAUUUUUCGCAGAUAGAAUUGAAUACAGAAAGAACUGAAAGUUUGUUUACUGAAUUUGAUGAAAUCCAAAUGUCAAUUGAAUUAAAUUGUCAGGAUCAAGAUAUUCAACAAGAGUAUGCGAAAAGACAACGAUUAGAUACUAUAUUUUCAAAAACUUUGUCUAGAGCAAGAACGAUGUUAAAAAGAAAAUGUUCCGAUUUAUCCAGUUCACAGUCGAAAAGGUUAGACAUAAGCCAUGAAUAUAGUGGAUUAGAAGGUGUCAAAUUACCUCCUAUUCAGUUACCUGUCUUUCAUGGGGACUAUUUGAAGUGGAUUGAGUUUAAAGAUACUUUUGAAGGGUUAAUUCAUAAUAAUAAAGUAUUGGCAGAUAUUCAAAAAUAUCAUUAUUUACGUGCGAGUUUAAAAGGUGAUGCAUUGAAAAUUAUACAAAGUUUAGAUUUUUCUGCACAAAAUUACAAUUCUGCAUGGCAGACUCUAUGCAACAGAUUUGACAACUCUCGGAUGUUAGUAAACAAUCAUUUAAAAGCUCUUUUUGAGAUUGAAAAUUUAAAUAAAGAAUCUGCAUUAGGUCUUAGAAGCAUGAUAGAUUCAGUUAAAAAGCAUUUAUUCGCUUUAAAAUCACUUCAACUACCGACUGAACAUUGGGAUGCUAUUAUGGUGUAUUUGGUAAGUGGUAAAUUGGAUAAAUUUAGUUCUAGGGAAUGGGAAAAAAGAAAAAUAGAUAAUUCUUUGCCAAGUUUAAACGAAUUUCUUGAAUUCUUGAAGAAUCGUGCUGAUUUUUUGGAAACUAUAGAGUUAAGCAAUGUGACAAAACCGGAUUAUAAAUCUAAUUACCAAGAUAAACGCUCUAGAUCUCUGCUAACUAGUAAAAGCAGAAGUUGUAAUUUUUGUAAACAAAAUCAUUUGAUUUACCUAUGUGAAGAAUUUCUUAAACUUUCAGUAACCCAAAGAUGGGAUAAAAUAAAACAAUUAAAUUUAUGCCGAAAUUGUUUAUGUACCGGACAUUCCUACAAACAAUGUAAAUCGUUCGGUUGUAAGAUAUGUAAAGCCAAACACAGUUCUCUUUUACAUGAAAAUAAACCAUCUGAUAUUCAUGUUAAAGAAAACAGUUCAAUUAAUUUCAACCCGAACAAUGAUUCCGAGAAUGAACCAAAUAAAGUUAAGUUGUCAACUAAUACUUCAGAAAAUAAUGUUAAUAGAAAUGAGAUUGUUUUAAAAAAUAAUUGUUCAAAUAAUGAUUAUGUACUGUUGAGUACUGCUAAAGUUAGAGUAUAUGAUAGAUACGGAAAUACUCAUAUCGCACGAGUAAUCCUAGAUUCAGGGAGCCAAUCAUGUUUUAUUACAGAGGAUUUUCUAAGUAAACUCGAUUUAGACACAAAUAGAGCAAAUAUUUGUGUUUCAGGAAUUAAUAAUUCCGUUUCAUCUUUAAAUAAAAAAUGUCAAUUAAAAAUUGGUUCUAUAUUAAACAAUUUUAAGUCAAAUUUACAUUGCAUAGUGGUGCAACAGAUUACUGAGAAUUUGCCAACUUAUACUUUUAAUGUCUCAAAUUUCUCAAUACCCCCUAAUAUAACUUUGGCAGAUGAUUCAUUUAAUGUAAGCAGUAAGUUAGAUAUGUUACUUGAUGCUAGUUUGUUUUGGGAUAUAAUGUUAGAUGGUCGCAUAGAUCUUGGAAAGAAUUUACCCUCCCUCCAAAAUACGGUUUUUGGUUAUAUUGUGGUUGGUAAAGUUCCAUAUCCAACAAAAAAUCAUAUUAGAUGUCAUUUUUCACAAAGAUUUAGUAGUGAUGAUUUACAAUUAGAGAAAUUUUGGUCUGUUGAAGAGCCAAAGUCUCAUAUUUCUUAUUCAAAGGAUGAUGUUUAUGUUGAAAAUCAUUUUAAAAAUUCAUUUUCUCGAUCAGAAACUGGUCAAUUUAUUGUUAAAAUUCCCUGGAAGGAACAUCCUUCUGUCCUAGGCGAUUCUAAACAAUUAGCUGUUAAAAGAUUAUUGUAUUUAGAGGAUAGAUUUAAGAAAUGUCCCGAACUUUAAA
Messenger RNA from Diabrotica virgifera virgifera (western corn rootworm), 3781 nucleotides. RefSeq lists its product as uncharacterized. The transcript is spliced from 2 exons. The record is from RefSeq and is a predicted model, not a curated record. NCBI's taxonomy places the organism in Eukaryota, Metazoa, Arthropoda, Insecta, Coleoptera, Chrysomelidae. The coding region runs from base 1627 to 3780 and encodes 717 amino acids.